GAGCCGCCAGGGGGCGAUGCAGAGAGAUUAAUACAUUUGAACCCAAAGCAGGAAGCGGAACCACAGCUUCUGGAAGAUGGCGGAAUACGCAGCGACCCAGAAGAGUGCCCUGAAGUUUAAAGGCAAAGCUAACAUUUCAGCCGGGAAAAAGAAGAAGAAGAAGGAUAAAGAGGCUAAACUUCGCCUCGAGCAGGCUGUGAACAGUUACGAGGAGGAGGGGAAAACCGACAAAGCUCCUGUUGACAAACGGACACCGGCACAAAUUGCCUUUGACAAGAUGCAGGAGAAGAGGAAAAUGGAAAGGAUUUUGAACAAGGCGUCCAAGACUCAUAAACACAGAGUGGAGGAUUUCAAUCGCAAUCUGGACGCCUUGACAGAGCAUUACGAUAUUCCCAAGGUCAGCUGGACCAAGUAGAAGAGGAAGAAAUGUCCUCUCCAUUUUGUUUUUUGUUUUUCAACUUGUAGAAAAAUGUCACAACCAUCUUUUGGAAAUGUUUGUUAUUUACUUAUUUUAUCUAUAUACAAUAAAAUUCGAUUUUUAUUGUG
Messenger RNA from Platichthys flesus (European flounder), 546 nucleotides. RefSeq names its product family with sequence similarity 32 member A (gene fam32a). The record is from RefSeq and is a predicted model, not a curated record. Gene Ontology annotation, cellular component: nucleolus. Bases 77 to 415 code for a protein of 112 amino acids. The transcript is spliced from 4 exons. Lineage: Eukaryota; Metazoa; Chordata; Actinopteri; Pleuronectiformes; Pleuronectidae.